This is a messenger RNA of Achroia grisella, 1380 nucleotides long. RefSeq lists its product as uncharacterized. Gene Ontology annotation, biological process: sleep; positive regulation of voltage-gated potassium channel activity; regulation of synaptic transmission, cholinergic. The record is from RefSeq and is a predicted model, not a curated record. Bases 168 to 605 code for a protein of 145 amino acids. Lineage: Eukaryota; Metazoa; Arthropoda; Insecta; Lepidoptera; Pyralidae. The transcript is spliced from 3 exons.
UGUUUAUGAUGUGUGUUGUGUUUCCAUUCCAGUUUCCUAAUUGUUGUGUUGAAAUAAACAUUGUUUCGAUUUUAGCAUUAAUUUUCACUCUACACUUUUAGAAAUGGAUUUUUAAUAGUUAUUCUUUUAAUAUAAUACUUCCUUUUUAUUUAAUAAUAAUUUUUAUUAUGAAUUACAUCUUGAUUUGUGCUUUCUUGGCAUUGCUUUUCUGGGAGGAAGCAUAUUGCUUAAACAAAAGAUGUAUAAAAUGUAGAUCAAGAGGUGAACUGGGUUCGUGUGGAGACCCAUUCCCAUUUAAUGUAACUGAACCAGAGGCUGAGUUUGGAAUUCAUGUGAUGGCCUGUCCAUCAGGGUGGUGUGCUAAAAUGAUUGAAGGUGUAAGUGGUGCUCUGCGAUCUGAUGAUUAUGGAGCAGCAACAGAACGGAUGUGUCUUCAGAGGCCUCCAAGUGAUUAUGAAGAAAGGUGUGCAUAUACUAUGUGGAAUCAUAAAAAAGUCUACAUGUGUUUCUGCAAUGGUGAUCUUUGCAACUCAGCAAGUAAUACUCAUAUAAUUACUUUUAUGACUCUAGUAACAAUUGUUGUCACUGUAUAUAAUUGCUUAUAAUAUGAAAAUAAACUGAUUAUAACAUAUUGUGUGUGGCAUGAUGAAGUAAAUUUAUAUGUUGUUACAGUUUAUUUUACAACAGUAUUGUAACAUUUUAUUUAUCUAACUUCUAACUCAUCUCAACUUCAUAAUGUUACAAAAAUUAAAAUCUUACUAUGACACUUAAUUUAUGAAUGGUAAGUUAUUUAUAUUUCCAUAAAUCCAUACAUUGUAAGUGAUAUUAUUUUAAAUAUGUAUACAUAACUUUAUAUUACACAUUUUUAUCAUUUUGAUGGAUGAAAGCAAUUGGAUGGAUGACAUAAAAGCAAACCUUAUUAAGGUACAUUGUGCAACAUAAGAAGGCAAGUAGUUGUAAGUAAAUUAAAAAAAAUAUGUAUCUAUUCCCUUUAUUGAUCAAAUAAUUUUGUCUUUCAUGUAAUUAUAUAUAUUUGCAAAAUACUUCAAUAUUUCUAUUGUAAAUAUUAAGAGAAUUUUAUGUAUAUUAUAUUAUAAAGAAAGGAAAAUUUUGAUAUGUAAUUAUAUAUUCAGAUAGAAAAAUAACAGAUUUUUCUCUAAAUGACAUUGAUAAUUUAUUUCUUAUGAGUACAUAGUACUGAUUGUUGUAAAUAUGUAUAAUUAGUUUUGAUUAUAUACUGUUUUAAAUUUGACGCGGUCAUUAUUUAUACGUAUAAUUAGUAAAAAUCACGGGAUCUUACCACAUUUUAUAUUUAUUUGCUGAGUUCCCGAUAUUUCGGUAGUGUUUCAACCACCAUGAUCACGGGUAAACUAUAUAUAU